AUGGCGAGUAAUGGACAAGGUCCAGCGAUCGGAAUCGAUCUCGGAACUACUUACUCUUGCGUGGGAGUUUGGCAACAUGACCGUGUUGAGAUCAUUGCUAAUGAUCAAGGUAACAGAAUGACGUCGUCUUACGUCGCUUUCACUGACUCCGAGAGGUUGAUCGGUGAUGCUGCCAUGAAUCAGGUCGCUACGAAUCCAAUGCACACCGUUUUUGACGCAAAGAAGUUGGUGGGUCGUAAAGCCAGUGACGUAACGGUCCAAAGCGACAUGAAGCUAUGGCCAUUCAAGGUUAUUUCUGGACCGGCAGAUAAACCAAUGAUCGUAGUCAACUACAAAGGUGCAGAGAAGCAAUUCUCUGCUGAAGAAAUCUCUUCGAUGGUUCUGAUCAAGAUGCGUGACAUUGCUGAAACUUACCUUGGCGCUUCGGUCAAGAAGGCUGUGGUUACUGUUCCUGCUUACUUCAACGACUCUCAGCGUCAAGCUACUAAAGACGCUGGUGUUAUCGCUGGCUUGAACGUUAUGCGUAUCAGCAACGAGCCUACCGCUGCAGCUAUCGCUUACGGUCUUGACAAGAAAGCAACUAGUGUUGGUGCGAAGAAUGUUUUGAUCUUUGAUCUUGGUGGUGGUACUUUUGAUGUCUCUCUUCUUACUAUUGAAGAUGGUAUCUUUGAGGUUAAGGCAACAGCUGGAGAUACUCAUCUUGGUGGCGAAGAUUUCGAUAAUCGAAUGGUGAGCCAUUUUGCGCAAGAGUUUAAGAGGAAGAACAAUAAGGAUAUUAAGGAGGUUGAGAACAGCUUGUGA
Messenger RNA from Arabis nemorensis, 801 nucleotides. NCBI's taxonomy places the organism in Eukaryota, Viridiplantae, Streptophyta, Magnoliopsida, Brassicales, Brassicaceae. The record is from the annotation of a GenBank genome assembly.